CAAAGCAAGCUCUCGGCAGGAUGUUGAAGCCAGACGGGGGUUUCUGUGUCACCAGCAGAGCCGUUAGCAGUAAGCAGGUACAACAUUACAGGAAGUAGAGGAGGUUUGGGAAAUGAAAUGCAAGCAGGGUUUAUAAAAGAUGAGGUAGCACAUCAAAUGACGGGUAGAACGGUUUUCAGAAAGCUAUUUGUGGCCUGCGUCUUUGCACGCCAAAAGCAGACCGUACAGAAUGGAGACGCUUCUUUUUCUAUUUCCUCAAUUUAACUACAUGGCCCCGAAGGAGGAAGCGUAUUUCAAAAUGUUUGGGCCAGAGGACUUGCAGGCUACAAAGAUGAAGGACGACAGUAGCAGACAGAAAGACAAGGAGAAGAGGAGUCGACUAAGCCUUUUUCUCACCAAGUCGGGCUCCCAUGAAAAUGUCAGUCCCCAGAAAAAGACAAAUACGACGCAGAGCAACAUCUCAACAGAGGCAGCCUUACAAUGGAGCGACUCAUUUGAAGAACUGCUACAGCAUUCAGAUGGGGUAGAGACCUUCUCUCAAUUUCUCAGGACAGAGUUCAGUGAAGAAAACAUUGAAUUCUGGUUGGCCUGUGAGGAAUACAAGACCAUAGACGCUGAAAAAAAGCUGCUGUCCAAAGCCAAAUAUAUUUAUUCGGUUUUUAUUGAAUCGGAAGCCCCCAAAGAGGUCAACAUUGACUACAACACCAAAAUGGCCAUCCAGAAGAGCAUGGCGCAGCCCACAAAGAGCUGUUUUGAAACGGCCCAGAUGAAAGUCUACAGCCUGAUGAAAAAGGACUCGUACCCCAGGUUCCUGCACUCUGACAUUUAUCUGCGUCUAACCAAGAAGAAGGGCCCCGGGGCCACAAUGUUUCGCAGAAGGUCACGCUCCUGUGUCUUCAACGAGCGGGGGGAGGCCACGAGCGAGCCCUCAGCUUGGUAGUUGGAACAUCGCAAGGGGUUGAGGCUGACUUUGUGGAACGGAUUCAAUAUCCACCGGCAAAUAAUCUGUGAUUUGUGGGAAAAUCGUUGAAACGCGAAAUGGGAUGUUGUAUUCGAGCAUCCUGAGGUUCUUAUCUGCACAUGCGUAUUUAUCUCUGUGCAGCCAACUCGUGGCUUAUUAACCUAUGCAUCAGCAGUGAUUGUCCAAAAGGUACAUUUUGGGAAAUACCCGUUCUUGUCAAGAUUUAAAUAAGGUUUUUAAGAUCGUAAUAUUCGCAUAAGGGGUUUUAAGAUACCAGUUAGCUGUUUUAUCUUAUGCUACCAUCAGGGGAUUAGAAUCCCCAUGUACGUGUUUAGCAAUCAAAUAAAUUAUUCACUUCUAACUGUUUUCAUUUAAGCUUCUUGAAUUAUAUAAUUUAAAUAAACGUUGCAUGUGGUGAAAAUUGCACAUUGUGGUUAAGUGCUGUUGUGGGUCAGCCUGAAAUUUUCACUGAGUUCCCGGCGGCCUAAUAAAAAUGCUAUGAGUAGUUUAAUUUCUGUCCGUUUAAAUCAAUCUAGUUUAAGGUUCAGACAUGAGAAGGGUGAAAAAUGUGUCAUUUGACUCCUUACUUGAACGUUAAAAGGCAUCAUCCAACCAAAUUUUGAACAAUUUCUCGGGAACGGGACAUAUCACAGCUGCGUGGUUAUCGGAAAGUGGUCGACAUCUCUUGGCCAGUCGGCCAGCUAUUGGCUGCGGUCUGAAUCUUUGUGGAUAAUCUUGCUACGUUUCAGACUGAGGCCCUGUACUGAUUGUGACAACUUUUAGUGGGAAAGUUAGUCAAGGAAUCUCAGCUGAAGCCCCCACCCCCACUACUGACGAUAUCAGGCCAACUACGCUGAGGCAACCCUUCAGACUUCCAUGUUUCACUUCAGUUGCCUUGUUCCCCUAUCCAGCAGUCGCACCUUAUACAACAUUAAUACUGUUGAUAUGAGUUAAUUUCACCGAAUCUCAUUAAAAUGAAGCCGCGAUGUUAUCUCUUGCGCUGUCCAGCCUCCUCCAGACUAACGAGUGUUGAAAGCCUGCAGCCGUGGUGACUGCAAAGCACUGAAACUCUUCCUUUUUUCUAUUUUUGUUUAACUAGGUUCUCUUGUUUCUGUUUUUAAUUAGAAGUUCCCGAAUUCGCACACAUGUAAUGCAUAUUUCUUUGUUGAAUACUAAUAUAACUUUAUUAUGAUGAUGAUUGCUGUUUUUUUUGUCUUUUUUCCAUCUAAUAUAAUAUAUAUGUUGCUUCAUUUGUUGUAAAUUGUACAUAUUGCUAUAUCUGCAGAGAGUCAAAUAAAAGCUUUCCUGC
Menidia menidia (Atlantic silverside) is the source of this 2270-nucleotide messenger RNA. Lineage: Eukaryota; Metazoa; Chordata; Actinopteri; Atheriniformes; Atherinopsidae. The record is from the annotation of a GenBank genome assembly.